Pseudozyma hubeiensis SY62 is the source of this 672-nucleotide messenger RNA. RefSeq lists its product as hypothetical. The transcript has 2 exons. NCBI's taxonomy places the organism in Eukaryota, Fungi, Basidiomycota, Ustilaginomycetes, Ustilaginales, Ustilaginaceae. Bases 1 to 672 code for a protein of 223 amino acids. The record is from RefSeq and is a predicted model, not a curated record.
AUGCACCAAUGCGUAGAACCGUCUGUGUGUGUCUUGCUUCAAGCGAGGCCAGUGGACGUGCAGCCAUGCCGGUUCGCGCUGCUGCUGACGCGCUUCCGCUUUCGGCUGCAACCUAGCUCGGGGGCGGUGGCGGUGGAGAGACACUUGCGCCACGACAACCGCCCUUGCGAAAUAGAGGCACAAAGCACACACUACAUCGCCAUCGAGCAUCUUGAUUUCUCUCUCACCCCAAUCCACCACUUGACAAUGAUGUCCUCAACCACGCUCCGUCUGACCCGAGCCGGACUCAGUCCCGCCGUCCGCACGCUGCACACCACACCACGCAUUCUCUCCGCACGACCGGACACAGCCUCCGGAUACCGCGAAGACCGCUCCCACGGACCCACCCCUGGUGCCCACCCAUCACCCGAGAUCAACGUCGCCCGCACACGCUCCACCGUCCGCGUCCUCGUACCCAGCGUAGCCGUCAUGGCAGGUUUCAUCGGCUGGUGGUUCUUCGGUCACUCCGACCGCGAUCACCGAAAAUCCACCAUCGACGUAGGCCCCGACGGAAUCAACAAGUUGAAGGGUAGCAAGGCUAGAGCCGCCCAACAGUUGAAGGAUGGUGUUAGGAAUGCUGAUGGUAGUCUCGCCGACCCGAGUGCAAACAAAAGACAAAACUCUGUACUAUAA